Trematosphaeria pertusa is the source of this 1679-nucleotide messenger RNA. RefSeq lists its product as uncharacterized. Lineage: Eukaryota; Fungi; Ascomycota; Dothideomycetes; Pleosporales; Trematosphaeriaceae. The coding region runs from base 238 to 1521 and encodes 427 amino acids. The transcript has 3 exons. The record is from RefSeq and is a predicted model, not a curated record.
CGCCCGCCAUAACUUCUUCCCGCAUAUCCUCACCACCACUUAUUGUUUACACUCGAGCCCCGACACUACACUACUCGAUCUUCUCUCCGCCGACCACUCACACGCUAUCCCUCUUCAGGCUCCUCGCGCUUCACCGGCGCCCGCUGCUCGCCAAUCACAGCGGCCCUCCUACGUCAAUCAACCGCCCGCCACUCUCUCAGAACCAGUUUUCAGCCCUGCUGGGCGCCCUAUUGAAAGAUGGCUGCGUUAGCGUUCAAAGCGCUGCACUACGGCGCAGACAGGCUUCCUGACAAAGUCUGGGAGUCAAUCCCAGGUGGCUUCUUUACGCCGCCAGAGAAGAAGAAAACGAAGACAAAUCGCAGGCCGAUCAGAGAGAACCGCUACAGGAGCGAGCAGAGGCAGAGCGACCGCGGCAGACGCCGAUCCCACCGCGAGCGAACCCCUCCGACCGACUACUCCGACUACAGUGGCUACGACGAUACCGACUACGAGAAGGAAUACAGGCGCAAAGAGCGACGCCGCCGCGCAAAGAGCUUGGGACGUAGCAUCAGUCGCAGCUUGAGUCGUAGCCUAAGCCGCGGGAGGCACAAGCAGCGCAGCGGGGACUCGGACGGAGAGUACGACGAGCACGCCCAGAUGGAUCGCGCAGAGCGUGGGCCUCAGUUCCCUCCUCCCCCUGCCUCCGAGUACAGGCCCUACAAUCCGCAGGACUAUGCCCCUCCGCCUGGUGCUGCAGCAUCGGCCGCGCCAGCCGGAUACGCGUAUCCCGACCCAUACGACCGGCGAGCAUCGUCCGCCAGGCCCGAUUAUGGGUAUCCGCCUCAGGUAAAUAAUGCCUUUCGUCCUCGAAGUGCCACAGCUCCGUCUGGGUCUUCUACGUUGACAUCGCCAAACUCGUUUCCGUCGAGGUUGACGAGCAGGCCUCCUUCAAAGCUGUCAACUGCUUCCCUCCUUGCCUUGCCAUCCCCUACCCUAGACGCGCUUCGUAGCGGCUCUCCGCUUGGCGCAAAUUUCACGCCAUCCUAUGAGCCGCCUUUGGCGGCAGUGCUCCAUCGAACAACGACUAAUUCCCCUCAGCCAACAUCUGCUACCGCAGCGCGGUAUACACCAGGAGCUGCGUAUGCUCCAUCUCCUGUGAACGCUGCUAUGGCGCCGCCGCCGAAUCCAGGUUAUGCUCCCUACAAUCCCGCCGACUACACGUCCCCAAGUCCAGGCUACAGGGCGUCUGGGAACGCUUAUCCAUCGCCGCCCCCGUUCUACCGGCAUCAGUCGCAGUCUCAGCCCUCUUUACCCCGGGACCCGUAUCCCGAGGUUCAGACCCAGCUCGCCGUCUACGACCAACCUCCGAGCCGCCAUGGCAGUACCUCCUCCUCGCACCGUUACCGUAAAGAUGACGGCAAGCAUCACAGGGCAAGGUUCGAGAACCUUGACCUGCAUGAUAAAAACCUGGCGGCUUCGGUGGGAGGAGCAGGCAUCGGCGCGAUCGGCGGCAGGGAGUUGGAGAAGAAAUACGAGAAGUAAGUGGAGAGCGUGGCAUGGGAAUGCUGGUGCUGAUGACGGCUGGUUCGCCGUUGAGUGUCAUACUAAUCCGGUUGCUUUUAUUAGGAAGAAGACCGCGCGCGGAGCAUCUCAACAAGGAGAGCGGAGCCGAAGCCGAAGCCGGCAUCGAACCAGCAGAC